Messenger RNA from Pleuronectes platessa (European plaice), 952 nucleotides. RefSeq names its product DnaJ (Hsp40) homolog, subfamily C, member 24 (gene dnajc24). NCBI's taxonomy places the organism in Eukaryota, Metazoa, Chordata, Actinopteri, Pleuronectiformes, Pleuronectidae. The transcript has 6 exons. Gene Ontology annotation, biological process: positive regulation of ATP-dependent activity. The record is from RefSeq and is a predicted model, not a curated record. Gene Ontology annotation, molecular function: ATPase activator activity; ferrous iron binding. Bases 331 to 867 code for a protein of 178 amino acids.
CGGAACACCAGAAACGCAGCUUGUUUCUAGGGGGACUCAUAAUAGAGUUGUACACAAUGUGGUCCAUCAGGUAACAGUCAGACGUGUUUUUAAGAGUCAAGGCGGUGGUCGAGUGGCAGAAACUUGGACUAUUGGCAGAGAAGGUCUCUGGUUCGUCUCCGGUUCGACUCCACGGAGAGACAACAAAAGACGAACCUGGAUUGAUCUGUUCAAAAAUCCAAGAGUCUCCCUACCCUGUCUAGUGCCCCUGAGCAAGGCACCUCACUCCCCCAACAUCUGCUCCCCGAGCGCCGUACAUGGUCGCUCACUGCUCUGUGUGUCCUGCACCAGAUGGGGAUGUGUGAAGCAGAAAAGAAGGACCUGUAUGCUGUCCUGGGAGCCAGCCCCUCAGACUCAGUCCAGCAGCUCAGACACAGAUACCAGCAGCUGGCCUUACAGUACCACCCAGACCGUCUUAGGGGUGAGUGUUCUUCAGAAGCUGAGUCUGGUGUUAAGAAGUUUCUGGAAGUUGAUGCAGCCUGGAGGAUCCUCAGCGACGAGGCCACCAGGAGACGUUAUGACCUGCAGAGGAGAGCCCAGCUAUUGAAACAGGAUUGGCCUGUAGACUCUACAGUCCAUCUGGAGGACAUGACCUGGGACCAGGAUGAGAGUGCGUAUACAUACUGCUGUCGCUGUGGAGGAGCAUUCAGCGUGUCAGAGGAGGAGGUGGAGGAGGAGACGCAGAAGAGGCAGCAGGAUGAGGACGUGGAGGAAACGGGAGAGGGACGGCACAGAGGAGUGGUUGUCUGCUGUGAUACAUGUUCCCUCAGUUUGUACGUCACAUGGUCAUUACAUAGAAUGACUCCAACGUCAAAGAGACAAAAAUAAGUGAACUGUGUAACUUUUCAACAUCUCAGAUUUCAUGUUCUUCACUGACAACGGGGCACCAAUAAAACAGUGUACUGAAAACAAA